This is a messenger RNA of Australozyma saopauloensis, 810 nucleotides long. RefSeq names its product beta-1,3-glucan linked protein (gene PIR1). Gene Ontology annotation, biological process: fungal-type cell wall organization. Gene Ontology annotation, cellular component: fungal-type cell wall. Gene Ontology annotation, molecular function: structural constituent of cell wall. Lineage: Eukaryota; Fungi; Ascomycota; Pichiomycetes; Serinales; Metschnikowiaceae. The record is from RefSeq and is a predicted model, not a curated record. Bases 1 to 810 code for a protein of 269 amino acids. The transcript has a single exon.
AUGAAAUUGACCGCAUGUUUGGCUCUUGGCGCUAUCGCCCAAGCUGCAUAUGUUCCAUCUGAACCCUGGACUACUUUGACACCUUCUGCCCCAGCUCCAACUGGUGCCAUCACUGACCACCCAAGCUGGUUCGGUAUCCAAAUUGUUGCCCAGGAGGUGAAGAAGGACAAGCGUGAUGGUGUUGCGCAAAUUGGCGAUGGCCAAGUCCAAAAGCAGACCUCCAUCACUUUGCUGACACCUGCUCCACCAAAGCCAACUGCACCAAUCAUCAACCAAAUUGGUGACGGUCAAAUCCAGAACCAAAUCAGCAACAACAAGCCUGUUACCAUUGUGAACCAAAUCGGUGAUGGUCAAAUUCAAAACCAAAAGAUCAGCACCUCCUCUGUCAUCAACCAGAUCGGUGAUGGUCAAAUCCAAAACCAGCCAAAGCCAACUGUUGCCGGUCAAAUCAGCGACGGUCAACCUCAGGCCACUGGCACUGUUCCAGCUGGCGGCAGCAAGUUCCCUCAAGCUUGUUUGGCUGAGAACAACUUGGCCAUGAAAUUGGACAAGACUGUCUUGACUGACUCUAAGGGUAGAAUUGGUGCUAUUGUUGCCAACAGACAAUUCCAGUUCGACGGUCCUCCACCACAAGCUGGUACCAUCUUCGCUGCUGGUUGGUCUAUCACUCAAAACGGUACCUUGGCUUUGGGUAACAGUGAUAUGUUCUACCAAUGUUUGUCUGGUGACUUCUACAACUUGUAUGACCAGACCCAAGGUGCUCAAUGUCAACCUGUUAAGUUUAGCAUCAUCGAGUUGGUCAAGUGCUAA